This is a messenger RNA of Astyanax mexicanus (Mexican tetra), 2475 nucleotides long. Its product is annotated as sodium/hydrogen exchanger 2-like. The coding region runs from base 109 to 2286 and encodes 725 amino acids. The transcript has 12 exons. Lineage: Eukaryota; Metazoa; Chordata; Actinopteri; Characiformes; Acestrorhamphidae. The record is from RefSeq and is a predicted model, not a curated record. Gene Ontology annotation, cellular component: membrane. Gene Ontology annotation, molecular function: sodium:proton antiporter activity. Gene Ontology annotation, biological process: proton transmembrane transport; sodium ion transport; regulation of pH.
GCAGCCAGACAGUAGGGUGUGGGGUGUGGGCUGUGGGCGGCCCACCGGACAGAGGCACACACAUGCCCCAUCCCGCUGCCCCGCUCGAUCCCCCGGCCAGGCAGCAGCAUGCUGAACCUCCGGAUCCCCCAAACCCUGACCCACAUCCACCUUCUCCCACUACUACUACUGCUGCUGCUGUUACUGAACCCCACAGCAUCAUCCACCCAGGAUCUGCCCCCUCAGCUGGGGAACCAUAGCACCGGUGUGGAGGGGGCUAACAGCCACCCCACUGCCCCCACAGCUUUCAGGGUCUUCAGUGUGGACUACCACCAUGUGCAGGCCCCCUUUGAGAUCGUGCUCUGGAUCAUGUUGGCAUCUUUGGCUAAACUAGGAUUCCACUGGUCUGGACGGAUCCCUGCUGUGGUUCCUGAGAGCUGUUUACUGAUCAUGGUGGGCCUACUGGUUGGAGGAGUGAUCUACGGGGUCCGCCACACCGCCCCUCCAGUCCUGAGCGCUGAAGCUUUCUUCCUCUACCUGCUCCCACCCAUCGUCCUGGAUGCUGGAUACUUCUUACCAGGGCGGCUCUUCUUUGAGAACCUGGGCACCAUCCUGUGGUACGCUGUGCUGGGCACGCUGUGGAACGUUCUGGGCAUCGGGCUCUCGCUGUACGGCCUGUGCCGGCUGGGAGGCUGGGGCCUGGAGGAAGUCAGCCUGCUCCACUUCCUGCUGUUUGGAAGUCUGAUUGCUGCGGUGGACCCGGUGGCAGUGCUCUCUGUGUUUGAGGAGAUCCACGUCAACGAGCAGCUUCACAUCCUGGUGUUUGGAGAAUCACUUCUCAAUGAUGCGGUGACUGUGGUGCUUUAUAAGCUGUUUGAAUCCUUCCUGCGCAUGCCCACUGUAUCCAGCGUGGAUAUUCUUGCGGGAGGUUGCCAGUUUGUGGUGGUAGGAUUGGGAGGCCUGUUUGUGGGCCUGUUUUUUGGUCUGCUCGCUGCCCUCACCACCCGCUUCACUGCCAGAGCCCAGGUCAUCGCCCCGCUCUUCGUCUUCCUCUACAGCUACCUGUCCUACCUCACCUCGGAGAUGCUUCACUUCUCUGGCAUCAUGGCUAUUGUGACCUGUGCUGUGACCAUGAAGCAGUACGUGGAGGCCAAUGUCUCUGAGAGGUCCAACACCACCAUCAAGUACUUCCUGAAGAUGUGGAGCAGCGUGAGCGAGACCCUGAUCUUCAUCUUCCUGGGAGUGUCCACCAUCCAGGACGUCCACAUGUGGAGCUGGCCCUUCGUCUCCUCCACACUCUUCCUCUGUCUGCUUUGGAGGGCCCUUGGUGUGCUGCUUCUCACAGCAGUGGUCAACAAACUCCGCCGCAAUGCCGUGACCUUCCGGGACCAGUUCAUCAUUGCGUACGGUGGCCUGCGAGGGGCAAUCUGUUUCUCUCUGGUCUUCCUCAUCGAAGAUUUCCCCAUGAAAAGGCUUUUCAUCACCACCACCAUUGUGGUCAUCCUGUUCACCGUGUUUGUGCAGGGUAUGACCAUCAAGCCUCUGGUAGAGCUACUGGAUGUAAAAAGGAAGAAGAGAGCUUUACCCACAGUGAGUGAGGAGAUCCACAGCAGGCUUCUGGACCACCUGUUAUCAGGGAUUGAAGAUGUUGUUGGUUGCUGGGGGCAGCAUUACUGGAAAGACAAGUUUGAGCAGUUCAACACGAAGUACCUGAAGAGGUUCCUGAUCCGAGAGGAUAAGCAGCCAAAGUCCAGCAUCGUGCGACUCUACCAGGAGCUGGAGCGCCGAGAACAGAUGGGAGAGGACGACGAGGGCACGCCAGAGAAAGCACCUGCAAAUGAGGACAGUCAAACCCAGAGUAGAUCCCUGUUACCAGAGGAGAUGGACAGCAUAAGGAAGAUUUUGUCCAACAACCUGCGCAACUUUAAUAAUAAGCAUAUCACAGCGUACAGCAGACACACCCUGCACCAGGACUUCACAGUGGAUGCCAGUAGAAAAGCCUGUCUGCAGCGACACCACAGCAUGGGAGAGAGACACAGCUCUAAUCAGACACACAACAACCAGUGGGAUCAUGCAGACAGCAGCUGCCUCUCCAGGUCAUUAACAGUGGGUCGAAGCCCCAGACCAGUGCACAACCCAGCAGAGGUUAACCUGAACGGUCCAAUCAGAGUCACCUCAGAUGGAUGGGCCAAUUCUUCUGGUCCAUCUCUCCAAAACCAAGAACAAGCCCAAGCCUCCAGCACCAGCAGACACAUGCACAUACCAAAGAAACUCAGCUUUGUUCUUGAGAAUGAGAGAGAGAAAUAGCCUCUUCUCUUCUUAAAAUCUGAAAGCAGGGGUGCUCAUUCCUGGUCGUGGAGAAAUUCCAGAUCUGAUAUACAGGUGUUGGACAAUGAAACUGAAACACCUGUCAUCAUUUUAGUGUGGGAGGUUUCAUGGCUAAAUUGGAGCAGCCUGGUGGUCAAUCUCACAUUGCACCAGUAAGAGCAAAAAAGU